AUAUAAUGACAUGUCAUCUAAGUGCUAUGCCCUUCAGAAUAGUUUGUCAUAGAUCCCUUUAUUUUAUUUUAUGUUAAAAUAUGUUAAAAUAUGUAUAUAAGCAGCAUCUACAUAUGUACAUAGGCAGUACGUGUAAGUACCUAAUCGAUUUAGCUAUCCAGAUAUAUCCCACUUUAUCUAUUAUUCUCCACUUUAUUUUUUCCCUUAUCAUGGAUCGAUUCUCUUCAGUGUCCAAAUUUUCUUGCGAAACUCAACUGUCGAAGCUAGCUCAAAUCGAAAACACAGCAGAAUGGGCAAACGAAAGCGGACAGACGCCCCUACUAACGGGACCAAAACCCAGGAAUUAACUAUUCUUAAGAAACCCAAAACCACCGAGUCGUUACCAGCAGAGAGAGAGAGCUCUUCCCCAUUGACGAUCCAGGUUGUUACGGGAUCUUAUGAUCGAAUUCUCCACGGAUUGACGGCUACUAUCUCGGCAGACGACCAGGUCGAGUUUGCUGACACCUUUCUAUUCAAUGCGCACAGCUCCGCGAUACGAUGUAUAGCACUCUCGCCCCCCUCGGCACCAGAACCGGGCAGGCUGCAAAAGGUCAUGCUGGCCUCGGGUAGCAGCGACGAGCGUAUCAACGUCUAUAACAUCUCGGCGCAUCCGCCCAGCCUCAAAGACCAAGGCGCCUUAUCCUCCGUCAUGCCUCGAAAGACAUUAGAGAACCCCAAGAAUCGGGAGAUUGGAACACUAUUACACCAUUCAUCUACGAUCACCAAGUUAUCUUUUCCUACGAAAUCCAAACUCAUCUCCGCCUCCGAAGACUCUACCAUAGCUGUCACGAGGACGAGGGAUUGGUCCCUACUGUCAACUAUCAAAGUCCCCGUACCGAAGCCUCUGGGUCGGCCGAGCGGCGAUACGGCAGCGCUAGGUGCGACGCCGGCCGGUGUUAACGACUUCGCCGUACACCCGAGCAUGAAACUUAUGAUCAGCGUGAGCAGAGGCGAGAGAUCUAUGCGAUUGUGGAAUUUAAUGACGGCUAAGAAGGCCGGCGUGCUUAAUUUUAACCGAGACAUGCUACAAGAAGUAGGAGAAGGGAAGCAUGCGCUAGGGGAGGGCAGGAAAGUAGUCUGGGGUAGCACCGAGGACGGUGAUGAAUUCUGCGUAGGGUUUGACAGGGACGCACUAGUGCUAGGCAUGGACAGCACGCCAAAAUGCAGGGUUAUGCCAGAACCGAGGAAAAAGAUACACGAGCUCUGCUACGUCACAAUAGACGGCGGAAACGAUUCGUCGCUGCUUGCCGUGUCGACCGAGGACGGGAAAAUCAUGUUCUUCUCUACGAAGAGCCAGGAUCUCACGCCGGGCAAAUCGUCUACGGAAGGAAAGGGAAAGACGACGCUGCCAGUAGCCAAGUUGAUUGCGGAGCUUGGCGGGAAGGAAGCCGGGGUUUCGGGACGUAUUAAAGACUUCAGCAUCGUAAAAGCCCCAGGGAAAGACGGGGCAGGCAGUUUGUUCAUAGCUGCGGGUAGCAGCGACGGAAAGCUUCGCGUCUUCAAGCUCGCCGUCGAGGAGCUCAAGGAGGCGAAGGCUACGAAGACGGUGGGCAAGCUGCUCGGCACUUACGAGACCCAGAACAGGAUAACGUGUGUGGAGGCAUUUGCGAUGAUACCCCGGCCGGAGGGCGUGGAGGAUAGCGAGGAUGAGACGGAGGAUAUGUCGGAUGAAGAUGAGAACGAAGAUGAAAAAGACGAUGAAGAUGAUGAUGAGGAUUAAGACGGAAGUAAUGAAUUAAAAGCUUAUGAAUAAUAGCUGCGGAAAAGCUCGAACUAUCAUCAAGACCAGUAAUAGUUGUGUUACAAUAUCCAUUCCCAUGAACUAUAUAUCAGCACCUAAGGUAGUUUUAAGAGGCAUGUAAGCCCAUCUAGAUCUAUUAUCGCUACCGAGAAGAACAGCACUUACCUGGAGAUGAGCAUAUCCAUAUCAAAAAUCAGCUGGUUCUCAUCUUCUAUGUCAAUCUAUGGUAAAGUCAGAUGAUAUGCGCAAACCAUCCGGAAUGAAUGCGUGGUUCGAUUAUAGGGGUAAUUAA
This is a messenger RNA of Daldinia vernicosa, 2072 nucleotides long. RefSeq names its product WD40 repeat-like protein. Lineage: Eukaryota; Fungi; Ascomycota; Sordariomycetes; Xylariales; Hypoxylaceae. The record is from RefSeq and is a predicted model, not a curated record. The coding region runs from base 290 to 1759 and encodes 489 amino acids. Gene Ontology annotation, molecular function: protein binding. The transcript has a single exon.